Molecule: messenger RNA, 3490 nt
Organism: Chelmon rostratus (copperband butterflyfish)
Lineage: Eukaryota; Metazoa; Chordata; Actinopteri; Chaetodontiformes; Chaetodontidae
Gene: fam217ba
Product: family with sequence similarity 217 member Ba
Exons: 4
Coding region: 361-2067 (568 amino acids)
Source: RefSeq, a predicted model, not a curated record
UGGGACGGCGAGCCAAACAAAGCGUAUGCGUUGCUUGCCCGUCUUGCAUUUUUAAUGGCCAGGAAGAUGACAGUCGAGAAGAAGAUGCGUCUGCUGUCACCAAUUCUUUAAAAAAUAAUCGCUGAAUUGUGAUUAAACAGAGAGGCGGGUCGACGGCAAAGAGAAGGACGAGUUGAACCUGCAGUGAAGAAACGACUGUCGACAUCUGCGCAUGAUGCAUUGCAGCACUUUUGAGAAAAUGGGUGUUUUUAGCCUAAUUCUCAGAAUAGAGUAUCUGAUCCGAGAUGUCGGUUGGGUUCUUUAGCUACCGUAUCAUUUGAUUUUGGACUCUAAACGACAUCCCCGCUGGCGACCUGCAACAUGGGGCCCAUCAUGCAGGAACGCACAGCAUCCACGACACUGAAACGCGUCGCCUCUAAAGAGAAGAUUCGGGUAAAAAAUACAGAAAAUAGCGGACCAGUCACCAGUUCAAAGAAAGGUAACAAGAUGAAGAAAGCAGUGGGCCAAAUGAAAAAUGGCCUCCCGGGACCAGGUCAGGAUAAGGACACACUGACAACAGUACACAGGGGUGCACAGUCAAAAGGUGGCAGGGUAAAAUCUGGCACUGCACGGAAUACAAGCAAACUCUCCAGCCCUGAAGAAGAAGAAGGAGAUUUGAGACCUCAACUCCGCAAACACUUAUCCGUGCACAGGAAAGAGGAGAAACGUGAAAAUCAGCGAGUGUCACAAUGCAGCAAUGAGCUCCUCCAAAAUCGAGGGGGGAUGGGCAAAAAUCGGCGAGCCCUCUCCCUGCCUCUCUCCCCAAUAUCAGGGCUACGACACAUGCCAGCGCAACCCCUAACACACUCCCCAGCCCCCACCCCAGAGGCACUACAGCAGCACUACAACCAGAAGGAUGUAGACACUGACAGCGCCAGUGAUCUGUCAGACUCUGAGAGGCUGCCUGUACUGCCCUCUCCAUGCACCCCCUGCACCCCUCCUCACCUCAACCUCCGGGCAGAGGUCAUCAAUAGUAACGACUUUCCUCCGGAUUUCCCAGGACCCCGCGGAACUGUAGGUGAUGAUGAUGAGAGUGAAAAACCCAGCUACAUUUACCCAGACUUUCUGCCUCCUCCCUUCAACAGCUGGAGCCUGAGACAGCUGGCAGUGUUCCUUCACACAGAGGGCCGUGGCGCCCCUCGGCCAAAGCCUGUAGGGCCCUUAGAGAAGUACCUGGAGAGGCUGCUGCAGCUGGAGUGGCUACAGAUCCAAACAGUGCAAGCAGAGAGCAGUCGUCCGCCCGGGAGCCGUCCAAGGCCUCAGGGGUUCCCUUCUGCCACCACUGCUCACCCACCAAGGCCUCACACAGCUCCACCAUCACGACUCAACUCCCCUAAAGGGCUGCGGCACAGCCAGCGAGCCUUCCCAUUCACACCUGUCAACAACCCCCCAUCACCUGCCUCAGCCCAGCACCAGCACUCUCGCUUCCCGGUUUGCCCUCACUGUCACAUUCGCUACCCAUUGUGCAACGGAAGCUGCUCUGCCUAUGCCUACCAGCGCCACUCGCGGCUGAGCCCGCUGCUUGAGCGCAGAGCCAGACCUGGGGCACCAGCAAAGAGGAGCAGCAGUGAGACCCGAGCAAACUCCACAGAAGGUAGAAGCCCAGGAGGACAAGGCGGAGGAGGAGGAGCCCAGACCCCAGUUAGCCCCUCAGCUGGAAGGAGUCAUCUCAGGCACAUGCAAGCGGCAGGCAAUGCCCGUAAGCAACCCCAGGAAUCUGGAAGUAACCCAAACAGCAGAGGUCAGGUGAGGAAAAGCCGCGUCAGAGCUAACUCUGAGACAGAUGUGAAAAAGGAGCCUGGUGGUAGUAAAGCAGCUGGUGUAGAGAAACGUGUUUUUGCUGCAAGUAAGAGAGAGGUCCUCACCUCCAAGAGAGUAGAAAAGGACUGGCAGAGGACAGAGGCGGGAGGUCAGACCUCUAAAUCUGCCAUGAAAAGAGCUGCUAAAGAGCCGCAGUCUCUCUCCAAAACACCGCUUAGUAGCAAGCAGAAUGGCAAAACAAAAAAUGUGCACUUUGUUGCAAAGUAACCCCUACAGACCUAUAGUGUAGUGCUUUACUUCGUGUUUAUUUGAACAGGAGCCUGAACCUAUGCUUGCUUUCUGUGUAUUCUGUGUAAUACUAACAUGCUCUAACCAUUGUACUGCAGUCUAAAUUAGUCAGUGGUGUACAGCCUUCAAAAGGUCAAAACUAACAAGAGGUUAAGCUGCUAGAAUAGAGAUAAAACAGCAAUGAUUUCAAAGCAUAAUAUGACACAUACAUCGAACAGAAUUAUAUAAAUGUAUUUCAUUCAAAUUGUACAGUAAGUAUAGAGUCAUAAUGUUGGACUGUGGUUAGACAGAAGGCUCAUUAUGACCCUAAACACUAGUAGGAUUCUAAAAACAGCUUCUAUGUAAAUGGAACUCUUGCACUGCACAGUCAUCUCUCAGUGUGCUACUAAUGUUGAAAUAGGCAUAAAUUAGCAUCUACUGUACCACUGGACAGCUUUCAGCAUAAGUAAACCAUAGUGAAGUUCAACAGAUCAUUACAUUUUAGUCAUCAAAUACAACCAUAGCUGUUACUAGUGGAGUUUUUGAUGUUGGAAUGUAUUUGUUUUCAUAGCUCUUACUUUACUUGAUGUUUGCUUUUUGUCUUUUCUUUGGUGCCUCAUGUUUUAAGACAUAUGUUGAGUUGAAGCAUCUUUGGCCGAAAAGAAGGAGGCGCAAUAAGUGGUGGCGUAUGGCAGUAACGGAAUUUGUUUCAGAUAUAUUUGUGCAAUGGUAUUACAUUUUUGGUUAUAAGGGCUUUUCACGUUUGAACAGCUUGAAUUGUAGUCUAUGAUAAUAUAUUGUAUUUUGCAUAGAGCUGAGCUCUUUCUACCAUUGAAGACAGUGUAAUGUUUGCUACGAAUGUAAAUGCAUAUUUUUCCAAAUUUUAUAUACCAUAGUUAUAUUUAUGAAAGGUGUUGUGGUUGACUUGUAUGCAUCAUUGUCAUUAUUAUGUUUACAUCGUCAUGCACAAGAAGAAAAUAUUUAGUAAAAGAGCUGAAUGUAACUUAAUGUCUACUGUGCUGUACCGUUGGUCAUUCCUGUGAUUCAAUGGAAUGUCAACACAUCAUAGCUGUUAACAUGUAAUAACAUGGUAAUGUUAUCAUCAUAUUCCACUGCAUACUUGAAGUCUGUAGAACACUGUGUUUACAUUAGAGUGUCUUAUUUGUUUAUUGUGAUUUACCAUGUGCACUUGAUUCAUGGGCGCACUAUAUUAAUGUAAAUAAUGUGAUAUGUGACAAGAUUGCACCUCUUAACGUACGAUCCAUGUAAAGUAUCAAAGCCAUACAUGAUGGGCCAGGAGGGGCAAUGCUAUUAUAAAUGUGUACAUUAUAUUGACACGCACGCAGAAAGAUUGUGGUACUGUAUGUAUUUUCUCAAUGUUGAAUGCAAGUAUUUGUAAGGCAUAGAAAUAAAUGUUUUGCAC